Messenger RNA from Scleropages formosus (Asian bonytongue), 864 nucleotides. RefSeq names its product class A basic helix-loop-helix protein 9. Gene Ontology annotation, biological process: positive regulation of transcription by RNA polymerase II; axon development; sensory organ development. Gene Ontology annotation, cellular component: nucleus. The record is from RefSeq and is a predicted model, not a curated record. The coding region runs from base 1 to 864 and encodes 287 amino acids. Gene Ontology annotation, molecular function: protein dimerization activity; DNA-binding transcription factor activity; E-box binding. NCBI's taxonomy places the organism in Eukaryota, Metazoa, Chordata, Actinopteri, Osteoglossiformes, Osteoglossidae. The transcript has a single exon.
AUGGCGAGCAGGGCCAGCUUCACGGAGUCGGAGCUCUCGGAGGAAGACAGCCUUCUGUGCCCCGACGACGACAGCGGAGGUGAAGGACACCUCGGUAAGUCCUCCCCGCUCAGCGAGGGCUGCACCAGCAGCUGCCCCAGCGAGUCCGAUGACAGCAGGGUGGGCAAAAAGCGGAGUCGUCCGGUACGCUCCAAGGCCCGGCGCGUGGCCGCCAAUGUGCGGGAGCGCAAGCGCAUCCUGGACUACAACCAGGCCUUCAACGCCCUGCGUGUGGCCCUCAAGCAUGACCUGAGCGGCAAGCGGCUCUCCAAGAUAGCCACGCUGCGCCGCGCCAUCAACCGCAUUUCCUCGCUGUCCGUCUUUCUGCGCGCCAACCCCGCAGGUGUCCCCCGCCAGCCCUGCACCCACUCCGAGUGCCACGUGCUACAGGAGGAGCCUCGGUUGGAACUGGCCAAGGACAGGGGCUACCUCUUCCCGGCAGAGAGCUACCUGCCUUGUGCUCUGGCCUCACCGCUGCCCCCGCAGCCUCCUCGCCAAACCCAUUCCCUCAGCUUGCCGGCAGAGGAACCGCUCCACGUGGACACACUGGGACUCCUGGGACCCCUGCCCCCACCCUCCCCGCACUACCCAGAGCCCCAGUUCUACCUGCCUCAUGGACACUACGCUGGACCCCAGGAUGAGUUCAGCCUGUCCUACUACGGCGGCGGCUGCGGCGCCGGCCCGGGACACCAAUUUGGGGCACGGAUGAGCUGCCACCCCAACCACACGGAGAAUUUUGCAGAAUCCACGGCUUCCCUGCCCUUCUCUUGGCAGGCAGGCUACCUGCAGGGCUCAGGGUACCAGCAGUCCUUAUCCAUGCACUGA